CGCACAUGGGGUCGUUAGGUCAGGGGAAGCGCGGUGCACUGGAAUCAUGAUGAUCAAAAUCCUACCCAGAUGGAUAUCAAGACAUCCAUGGAAAAGAACGGCUAGUGACAGUUCACGCGAUGCGCGAAAAAUCUUAACUCAAAAGCGCCAGCUCAAGGUAUCCCGUGGGAAAAUAUAUAAAGGUUCUUAAUGGCCGCACGUUAUUGCGGAGAAUACGCCAGCAUCGUUGGGUCAUUGCGCCGGCAGGAUUGACAAUCAUGCGGUACCGCGCGCUUUCUCUGCUGGCCCUCUCCGCCUCCACGGCUUCCGCCACCUACUCCGGGAACCUAAACUACCGUAGCCCUUCGCUCAACCACCCUGACCUAGGAAUCUCUCUGAACAAAGUUAUUAAGAGAUCUGAUCCUGCGGCUGCCUUUGACCCCGCCAAACUGAACUUCACCCAUGGAGUUGCAUCUGGCGAUCCAUACGCAAAUUCUGUUAUCCUUUGGACGCGAUGCUCUCCCACAUCGGAUGAUGUGAAUGAUAACAGCCCCGUCACUGGCUCAAGCCCACUAUAUAAUCCUGUUCCCAUCCACAAAUCUGGUGAUGAGUACAAACCGAUAUCAAAGGCACCAGUGUGUGUUGAGUUUAAGAUCGCUAAGGAUAAGGAACUGAAGUGCGUGGUGGAUGAAGGUGUGGUUUUUACUGGCUCCGAUGUUGACUAUACGGUCAAGGUGGAAGCAAAACACCUGAAGCCGUUCACCACAUACUACUACCAAUUCUCUGUGUGUGAUUCCGACACGAAAAGUCCCAUCGGUCGUACCAAAACGCUUCCAGAGGCAUCUCAAGCCGUUGACCAGGUGAAUUUAGCUGUGUACUCUUGCAGCAACUAUCCUUCUGGCUUCUUCAAUGCCUACGGGAAUCCCGUACGAAAGGAUUCUGUUGACUAUGUCAUCCACCUUGGUGAUUAUUACUAUGAAUUCCCUGAUGGAUUAUAUGGAUCAGGUAAAGGUAUCGGGCGUGUACCUUUGCCAGACCGCACCUUGUACACUCUCUACGAUUAUCGUAAACGCCUUGCAACUCACCGAACUGAUAUUGACCUCCUUGCCAAUCAUCAGAAUUUCCCCUGGAUCCCAACAUGGGACGAUCACGAGGUGGGGGACAACACUUACCGUGAUGGCUCCUCUUGGCUGAGGAAUAUCGAGCUCUCAUUCUUGGCAUCUGGUGGUGUUUCUGUGGAUCAAAGAAAGAUGAACGCAGUUCGCGCGUACUUUGAAUGGAUGCCAAUCAGACAGGUCGAUAUGGAUGACAAUCUUCGCAUUUGGAGAAAUUUCGAAAUCGGAUCACUUGUUGAUCUCAUGAUGCUCGACACCAGACAAUAUGAUCGUUCAAUUACUGAUCUAUACUUCAAUACCUUGUAUGUCAAGAAAUUGAAGGACGACGCCAGUCGCACUUUGAUGGGCUCGCGGCAAGAAAACUGGUUUUACCGCAAUCUGAUCAAAUCUUCCGAGCGUGGUGCUAAAUGGCGCCUUGUCGGCAGUCAAAUAGUGUUCUCGCACAUCGACGACUCUGGUUUCAACCUGGAUGCUUGGGAUGGAUAUCAAGCAAACCGGAACCGCACAUUUGAGACUCUCGUUGAAAAUAAGAUCAACAACACUAUCUUGAUCGCAGGGGAUUCUCACGCGAACUGGGUCAGUGACAUCGUGUGGUUAGACCAUGCAGACUACGAUGAAAAAUCUGGAUUAGGAGCCAUUGGUGUUGAAUUUGGUGGAACCGCGAUCACAUCCCCAUCACCAGCUGGAGCAAAAGUCAAGAUUCCUGCCGCGAACAAGAGAUCAAAGAAGCUGGUAGAGAAGAACUCUGUCCUUCAAUGGUCCGAGAUGUAUUACCGCGGAUAUUUCGAGUUGCAUAUCACUCCAAAAGAGGUGGAAGCUAAGUUCUUUGGAACCCCUAAGAUCCGGGAGCGCGAUUUUAAUGAGGUCUCUUUGGCGAACUUCACAGUCAAGGAGGGAGCGAACCGCCUUCACCGCGGAGAUACCGGCGUGCCUGGUGGAGGUGUUGUGGAAAAUGGCUGGCUCAAAGGCGGGAAGACUGAGCGAACCGAUCUUGCGAAUAAUACGGAGACCGGCCAGUGGAGCAAGAUCAAUUGAAAGGGCUUAUAUAUGAUAAUAGGAGCAGUGGUAUCGAGCACCGUAUAUAAUUUGUAAUAAUUGUUUUGAGUACGAUAGGUGAUUUGUCGGCUGGCUGAGAAAAAUUCAAGCUUGGUGAUCUCACCAUGGAGAAUGGAUACCUCUGGCCACGGGCUGAAUUAAAACUUACGGUAUACUCUUGGGAAGACCAUGCACAUAUAGGGUCAGCUAACCAAUAUUCCAAAUGAAUGAUGAGAAUCACGUUAUCGGCCACCCGGA
Molecule: messenger RNA, 2387 nt
Organism: Coccidioides immitis RS
Lineage: Eukaryota; Fungi; Ascomycota; Eurotiomycetes; Onygenales; Onygenaceae
Product: alkaline phosphatase
Exons: 8
Coding region: 258-2129 (623 amino acids)
Source: RefSeq, a predicted model, not a curated record